AGUGUUUGCCCAGACCUGAACAAGCUGUUCUGGAGAGGCGGAGGGGAAUCCAAACACUUCCAGGUAUUGUUCAGAGAUGCACAGCUAUCAAAUACCAUUUCUCCCAGCCAAUGCGCUUACGAAAUAUUCCAUUCAACUUAACCAAGACCAUCCAGCAAGAUGAGUGGCAUCUGCUUCAUUUAAGAAGAAUCACGGCUGGUUUUCUGGGCAUGGCAGUUGCUGUUCUUGUCUGUGGAUGCAUCGUAGCGGCAGUCAGUUUCUUUUGGGAGGAAAGCCUCACACAGCACGUGGCAGGCCUUCUAUUCCUUAUGACAGGAAUAUUUUGCACUAUUUCUCUGUGCACUUAUGCAGCAAGUAUAUCAUAUGAUCUAAACCGCCUACCAACAUUCAUAUAUAGUCUUCCUGAUGAUGUGGAACAUGGAUACAGCUGGUCUAUAUUUUGUGCUUGGUGCAGUUUAGGAUUUAUAGUAGCAGCAGGAUGUCUUUGUGCUGCUUAUCCGUUUGUUAGCAGGACCAAGAUUAUUCAUCUAAAGUCUACCAGAAACUCUUCUGUAUGAUUGCUUCUCAGAAGAUGAAAUUCUCUACCCUUGUUCAGGGACAGGCGAACAAUAUUGUGCAAGGACUUACCACAAAAA
Molecule: messenger RNA, 635 nt
Organism: Trachemys scripta elegans
Lineage: Eukaryota; Metazoa; Chordata; Testudines; Emydidae
Gene: TMEM178A
Product: transmembrane protein 178A
Exons: 4
Coding region: 111-557 (148 amino acids)
Biological process (GO): negative regulation of osteoclast differentiation; regulation of cytosolic calcium ion concentration
Cellular component (GO): endoplasmic reticulum membrane
Source: RefSeq, a predicted model, not a curated record